Messenger RNA from Rhopalosiphum maidis (corn leaf aphid), 522 nucleotides. Its product is annotated as small ubiquitin-related modifier 2-A-like. Gene Ontology annotation, biological process: protein sumoylation. Gene Ontology annotation, cellular component: nucleus. The record is from RefSeq and is a predicted model, not a curated record. Gene Ontology annotation, molecular function: protein tag activity; ubiquitin-like protein ligase binding. The transcript has 3 exons. NCBI's taxonomy places the organism in Eukaryota, Metazoa, Arthropoda, Insecta, Hemiptera, Aphididae. The coding region runs from base 210 to 461 and encodes 83 amino acids.
UGAUCACCACCACUCCACCGCUAUUAAAUGGGAGAAACGCUUGCGUUACAGACACGCGCAUCACUAGUUGCUGGCAUACUUAUUUAAUUUGUCGCGAACCACACUAUUCAAUAUUCACUAUUGUUGCCGGUACAUUUCACUGCUACCGUGUUUUCUUGGCUUCAUCACCGUUCGACUGUUAACCAAAUUAUUAUUAACUCGAAUCAGAAAUGGCCGUAAACAAAGGAGAUGCCCCUGAACUGAUAACACUUCGUUUUGAUAGCCUAACUGAUGAUAUUAAAAUGCAAAUCAAGAUCAGUAAUGACACUCCUUUUGAAGGGAUCAUGAAAUGUUAUCGUAAAAAUUUUGGUAUAAAUAAACGAUUCCUUUAUGAUGGAAAAGAAAUUUCUGAAUCUGAUACACCGCUUUCGAUAGGGAUGGAAGAUGAAGAUUCAAUCGAAGUCGACAAUGGGGUCUAUUAAAUGAGCCUAUCUACUUAUUAUAAUUAUUCAUAAAUAAAGGUCAAGUCUAGUAAUUGAUUAA